Aureobasidium subglaciale EXF-2481 is the source of this 1988-nucleotide messenger RNA. RefSeq lists its product as uncharacterized. The transcript is spliced from 2 exons. Bases 198 to 1811 code for a protein of 537 amino acids. The record is from RefSeq and is a predicted model, not a curated record. Gene Ontology annotation, biological process: protein histidyl modification to diphthamide. Lineage: Eukaryota; Fungi; Ascomycota; Dothideomycetes; Dothideales; Saccotheciaceae. Gene Ontology annotation, molecular function: 2-(3-amino-3-carboxypropyl)histidine synthase activity.
CGGAGUACUUUUGCGAGGGAGCUUUGUAUAACGAGCGACUUCUCGAUUGCCCUCGACUUGCAACUUUUCGACGAUGAUGGAAUCGAACCUCUGCCGCACAGACCACCCGGAGGUGGUUUUGCUUGGCCGAAAUUUAUUUGUUCUACUUGUGCCCAGGUACGCUUUGUACAUGGUCUCGAUUGAAAUCAGUCGCAGUCAUGUCUGUCGCCCCUGUGCUGUCGACUCCGGAUACACAUGUCUUCGAGGAUCCCACUCCGGCCAUCGACCCUUCCUUGGUGCGAAACUUCUCGGACGAACAAUUAUAUCUCACCUACGAGAUCAAGAGGACGGUCGACGAAAUCCGCCAUGGCAAAUACAAAAGAAUAGCUCUCCAAUUUCCGGACCACAUGUUGACCCAUGCCCCGAGAGUCUUUGAAGCUUUGCAGAAAGAGCUUGCUUUGCAGGACAAGAAGCAGCACGUGGCUGAGAACUUGGACGCUCUUUCACUCGACGCCGAUCAAAAGAGACUAUGCAUUCUGGGUGACACUUCGUACGGCGCUUGCUGUGUUGACGAAGUCGCUGCUGAGCAUGUCCUUGCCGAUGUCGUAGUCCACUAUGGCCGUACCUGUCUGUCUCCAACUCAAAGGUUGCCCGUCAUCUACGUCUUCACCUUCCGCCCGCUCCAUCUGGACGCCGUAGUCGCUAGCUUUCAGAAAACUUACCCGGACAAGAAUCACAAAGUAAUCCUAAUGGCAGAUAUUCCCUAUUCAGAACACGUUCAACCUCUGCAAUCUGCUCUCCAGGAAGCCGGCUACAACAACCUGUUUCCCACAUCGCUACUUCACAAUCCCUCAUCUCUGUUGCCUAAUCGUACUGUGCCUGCUGGAGUGGACGCGGACGCCAACGUUCUUCGCGAAUACUCCCUGUUCCACAUUUCAGAACCACCAACCUCUCUUCUUCUUAACCUCACCUCGCGGGUUUCCUCCAUCGACAUCUACCCAACUGUUUCCGAGGGCUCAGAAGCACCACAAACCAUGUCGGCCUCUACUGCUCAGAUCCUUCGACGCCGUUACGCCCUUGUAACAAAUCUCAGCACUGCCUCCGUCUUCGGUAUUCUGAUCAAUACUCUUUCCGUCAAGAACUACAUGGAAGCCCUUGCUCACGUGCAAGACCUCAUUACCCGUGCCGGCAAGAAGUACUACACUUUCGUUGUCGGCAAGGUCAAUGCUGCCAAGGUCGCAAACUUCUCGGAAGUCGACGGAUGGGUCAUCAUUGGCUGCUGGGAAAGCAGUUUGAUCGAAAGCAAGGACUUCUGGAAGCCCAUUAUCACACCCUUCGAGUUGGAGCUGGCUCUCACCGACGAACGCCAUCGUAUUUGGACUGGAGAAUGGAACAGUGACUUCCAAUCUCUGCUCGGCAAGAAGACUGUUGUCAGGGGCGAAGGCACUUAUGACGACGAUACCGAGGAGCAGGAUGCCGACGGCGUUAGCGCUGACUCAGAUUCGGAGUCUGAAGCUCCAGUCUUUGAUCUUCGCACUGGACGCUACGUUUCUCAGAGUCGCCCGAUGGCACGACCUUCUGCUUCAGCAUCGAAGAAGACUGCUGCUACCAGUCUCAUCAAGCGUGCCAAUGGUGAUCUCGCUCAAAUCGGUGGCGAGGUUUCUCCUGCUGCAGAGUUCUUGCGCAAUAAGCGCACAUGGCAGGGUCUGGGCACCGAUUACGAGAUUGCCUAUGACUAUGACGAGGAUGGCAAGAUCAAGGGUGCUGCCAUGGAAGAGGGCCGUGGUGGUGUAGCAAGAGGCUACGUUGUUGGUGACUCGGAGCGCUCAUGAAGCAAGCAUAACCUUGAUAAUGACAUCGAAGAAGAUCCACCACUACCACUUACAUCAGAGAUCAAGACUUGGAGCUUAUGCACAAUGUGCAGAUGCUGAGAGCUCAGGCAGAGUAUUUUAGUAGAUGCCUCUCUUGUCUGACAAUAACAACCAGCGCACACUCGCAACAUGGAAAAU